GAUCCAUUUCGAGAGUUGAAAAGUGUGGCGUCAAGUGUUCGCUGUUUACUGGCGACUGGAGCUGAAAGCGUCUCAGGCUCGCUGCUCCUCUGUCUGCCUCCUGUGCUGUGUGUGUGUAAGUGUGCGUGUAAGUGUGUGUGUAAGUGUGUGUGUGUCUGCUGUCUGUGUCUGCCCUCUCUAACCGGCCAGUUCCGUCUUCCUCCAUUUUCUGCCAUGCUUCAGAGGGGAAGAACACCCACUAGUUCCCCCGCACGCUGUGCACGCCCGCAGCACUAAGCGUCCUGGCAUGUGUCCUGCAGCCAGGCCUGCUGGUGUUUAGGUGGAGCUUACUGCUCCCAUGCUGGUUGGGAGCUGAUCCGUGCCGCAGCAGGUUUAGUCGGCUUCAACUUACACCAACCCGGGGCUGUCCUCUCUAUCCACCUAUCUCACAUACUACCCCCUCCUCCACAGCAUGGAGAACAGCAGACGUUUGGAGGAGAGGCUUUUGUUCAGCUACACAGAUGAACAACAGGAAGGAGGACAUGGAGAUCUCCUCUCACUACCGUCAGCUCCUCAGAGAGCUCAAUGAGCAGAGGCAGCACGGCAUCCUCUGCGACGCCUGUGUCAUCGUGGACGGAAAGAUCUUCAAGGCCCACAAGAACGUUCUCCUGGGCUCCUCACGCUACUUCAAGACUCUUUACUGCCAGGUUAAAAAGGGGUCAGAGCCUCACCACCAGACCACUGUCACUCAUCUGGACAUUGUCACGGCGACAGGUUUCAAAGCCAUCCUGGACUUCAUGUACUCGGCGCACCUUGCUCUCACCAGUAAAAACGUGAUCGAGGUCAUGUCAGCUGCCAGCUAUCUGCAGAUGACAGACAUUGUACAGGCCUGCCACAGCUUCAUCAAGGCCGCGCUGGACAUCAGCAUCCGCUCUGAGAUGGCCGACGAACUGGCCGACUUUGAAAUGGGAGCUGUUGCUGCCAGCAUAGGCGGAGCAGGUGGCGGAGGUGGAGUGGGUAUGACAGGAACAGGGAACGUUGCGGGAGCGGGUUUGGGUGGAGGAGCAGGAGGAGGAGGGAUCGUGGGCAUGGCCUCUGAAGCCCUCGCCUCCAUCAUGUCUGGUCGCAGCACCUCCCCUUGGCUGGCGCGACGCACCAGCCCGGCCAACUCUUCUGGGGACUCGGCCAUCGCCAGCUGCCACGAGGGAGGCAGCACGUAUGGCAAGGAGGACCAAGAACCACCCAAGAGCCAUGAGAGCCAGGAGGAAGCCUGCCACGACUCUCAGCCCGCCUGGCCGCAUGACUACAGGCCUGUCACUGUCAAAGAGGAACAGGUGUCCCCCACCUCCUCCUCCCAUCCCCGGGACACUCCCAGGGGGGCAGCCCAGAGCCAGGGGGAGCAAGGGACUGGUGGUGCUGCUGGAGGAGGUGGAGAGGGACCCUGGCAACCUCUAUUAGGGUCCGGGCGGAGGAAGAACAGGAAGAACAAGGACACGGUCAGACAUAUUACCCAGCAGGCUGAGAGGAACUGGGAUAGAGAGCGGGACAGGGAGAGAGACAGGGACAGUAGGCCUGGGUCUCCUCUGCCCUCCAUGCUGGCUGUUGCUGGAUGGAACUACAAUGGACAGGACAUACCAGGUAAUGACCGUCUUCUGCACAUCUGUAGGCAAUAUAAACUAAAGUGACAAUGCUGUAGAUUCACGUCAUCAGCAGGAAUUGUGAUACCAUGUGUUUCCAAAUAGUCCUUUUCUAGUGAAUGUGUUGGUUUUAUUAUUAGUUAAGUGUCACAACAGCAGGUUGAAUCAACUCUCAAGAUUGGAAGAUUGGAGGCAGUUCAAAAGAAAUCAGACUUCCAUGUUUGUGCUGCUGAUUUGAUAACCGUAAAGGUGCUUUCAGACAUGAACUGAACUCCAGAGAUUCUCCACACUUUCUCCAGAGGAGGUGCAUGUGUGAAUGUCAGGAUGAGAGCCUUCGUAUUAUCUGCGGACACUCUCCGUUUGGCCCCCUAAAAAAAAGUCCAUAUGAAGUUCGUAGAAUUAGAUGUUAGAGCACAGUUGGGGAUCCCCAGCUGGAUUCCCAGCAAGCAAGUGGGGGUUUGAUGAAGCUUCUAACACAGGAUUGUGAGGAUUUCCGGACUUUAUCCGCUGGUCAUGUCUGAAAAUGGAAUGAGAUUGAAGACUUUCUUUGAUUUGCUGUGCUUUGUAACACUGGCCCCUACUUAGCUAACCAGUCAAUUAGUGAAUGACUGGUGAGAUAAUGAGAUUAGGUUAGUGUGUGAGUGACAUUAACACCUAAACUACUGCACAGUCUAAUUGAUGUGUGCUUUUCUUGUGUGCAUGACGCUUUACAGUGCAUGUCUGCUUAAUGCGCUGAAUCCUGUUUGGAUAUUUGAAUGCACGUUAGCCAUCCACACCGUUUACUAGCUUUAACUGACCUCUUUACCUCCUGGGUGGUUGAGAUUAGCAAGCUCCGAACACCGAACGUGUUAGGCCCAAAGUGAUUAUCUUAAAUCUUGGAUGUGUGAGGUGAAGCCAGGGCAAAUGCAGAUAGAUAAUACAGCCCUCUUCUUACUGCAGUUUACGUAGUAGACGCUCUCACAUAGAUGGGCAGAGGCAUACACAAACAAACUCAAGAACACAUAUUUAUUUUGAGAAAGCCUCUCUUGAUCUCGCAGAAAUGUUUCAUGAAUUCUUUUGCAUUA
Molecule: messenger RNA, 2680 nt
Organism: Paralichthys olivaceus (Japanese flounder)
Lineage: Eukaryota; Metazoa; Chordata; Actinopteri; Pleuronectiformes; Paralichthyidae
Source: RefSeq, a predicted model, not a curated record